This is a messenger RNA of Dentiscutata heterogama, 428 nucleotides long. Lineage: Eukaryota; Fungi; Glomeromycota; Glomeromycetes; Diversisporales; Gigasporaceae. The record is from the annotation of a GenBank genome assembly.
AUGCCAAAAUUUUCAAAAAAACAUAUUCAAAUGAUACAACUAACUGCUAAUCAUGAGAAAACCAAAAGACUUAAGAAAUUCGUGGAUACUUUUCAAUGUCUUGAUGAAGAUUUUAAUAACGUCCUAGAGUUUAUAUGCAGUAUUAAAAAAGAAAAUAUAUUAGAAACUCCAAAUUCUAAUAAACAGCUUAUUGAACCUAUUAAUGGCUUAGAUAAAGAAGAAGUGUUAGAAACUCCACAAUCUAAUGAACAGCUUAUUGAACUUAUUGACGGCUUAGAUGACAAUGAAAAGAAAGAUGCUAAAAAACAUACAGUAAGAUAUCCACGAGGCAAAAAUAAAGGAAAAAUUAUAUCUCAAUAUUUGCAGCAGCAAUUGGUUGAAGUACUUUCUAAUCCCUUUUAUCAAAGCUAUUCUGCCUUAAAAGAAGA